AUGCGCUACGCGGACCCCUCGGCGAACCGGGAUUUGUUGGGGAACCGAACUUUGCUCUUCAUCUUCAUCUGCGCUUUCGCUUUGGUGACCUUGCUGCAACAGAUCUUGUACGGCAGAAACUACAUCAAGAGAGGCCUCCAGUUUGGCUGGCAGAGUGGCGACCCGCUGGCCAAUUGGACGGGGCUCUUUAAUGUCACGGACGACCCAGCAGCGCAGAGCGGCAGUGACUCCAGCUCCAGGUACUUUGAGUUUUACGAGGGCCCAUUUGAAUAUAACUCCACAAGAUGCCUGGAGCUGAGGCACGAAAUCUUGGAAGUGAAGGUGCUGUCCAUGGUGAAGCAGUCGGAGCUGUUCGACAGAUGGAAGAGCCUGCAGAUGUGCAGAUGGGCGAUGAAUAUCUCGGAAGCCAACCAGUUCAAGUCCACUCUGUCCAGGUGCUGCAAUGCGCCCUCCUUCCUCUUCACCACCCAGAAGAACACUCCCCUGGGAACAAAGCUCAAGUACGAAGUGGACACCAGCGGCAUCUACCACAUCAACCAGGAGAUCUUCCGCAUGUUUCCCAAGGACAUGCCCUACUACCGGUCUCAGUUUAAGAAGUGUGCCGUGGUGGGCAAUGGGGGGAUCCUGAAGAACAGCCGCUGUGGGAGGGAGAUCAAUAGCGCCGACUUCGUCUUCCGGUGCAACCUACCCCCCAUCUCGGAGAAGUACACUAUGGAUGUGGGCGUGAAGACGGACGUGGUCACUGUGAACCCCAGCAUCAUCACAGAGAGGUUCCACAAGCUGGAGAAGUGGCGGCGGCCCUUCUACCGGGUGCUGCAGGUGUACGAGAACGCGUCGGUGCUGCUGCCCGCCUUCUACAACACGCGCAACACGGAUGUGUCCAUCCGCGUCAAGUACGUGCUGGACGACUUCGAGUCGCCGCAGGCCGUGUACUACUUCCACCCGCAGUACCUGGUCAACGUGUCGCGCUACUGGCUCAGCCUGGGGGUGCGCGCCAAGCGCAUCAGCACCGGCCUCAUCCUGGCCACGGCCGCCCUCGAGCUCUGCGAGGAGGUGCACCUGUUUGGCUUCUGGGCUUUCCCCAUGAACCCCUCGGGCCUCUACAUCACCCACCACUACUAUGACAACGUCAAGCCCCGCCCCGGCUUCCACGCCAUGCCCUCCGAGAUCUUCAACUUCCUGCACCUGCACAGCCGAGGCAUCCUGCGCGUGCACACGGGCACCUGCUCCUGCUGCUGA
Molecule: messenger RNA, 1239 nt
Organism: Neogale vison (American mink)
Lineage: Eukaryota; Metazoa; Chordata; Mammalia; Carnivora; Mustelidae
Gene: ST8SIA5
Product: ST8 alpha-N-acetyl-neuraminide alpha-2,8-sialyltransferase 5
Exons: 8
Coding region: 1-1239 (412 amino acids)
Biological process (GO): N-glycan processing; oligosaccharide metabolic process
Molecular function (GO): alpha-N-acetylneuraminate alpha-2,8-sialyltransferase activity
Source: RefSeq, a predicted model, not a curated record